Messenger RNA from Peromyscus leucopus (white-footed mouse), 1552 nucleotides. It is a transcript of the gene Bckdhb, whose product is annotated as branched chain keto acid dehydrogenase E1 subunit beta. The record is from RefSeq and is a predicted model, not a curated record. NCBI's taxonomy places the organism in Eukaryota, Metazoa, Chordata, Mammalia, Rodentia, Cricetidae. Bases 37 to 1263 code for a protein of 408 amino acids. Gene Ontology annotation, molecular function: catalytic activity. The transcript has 12 exons. Gene Ontology annotation, biological process: response to nutrient; branched-chain amino acid catabolic process.
GCCGGCAGCGUGGGCUGCGGUGCCUGAGACCCGGGGAUGGCGGCGUUGGCUGCGCGCGCGGGUGGGCUUCUGCGGCUCCGAGCUGCGGGAGCGGAGCGGCGGUGGUGCGGACUGCGCGGCGCUGGGCGGGUGCAAGGCUUCCUGCAACCCGGAGGCGAGGACGCGGCCCAGAAGCGGCGGGUGGCCCACUUCACCUUCCAGCCGGACCCGGAGUCCCAGCAGUAUGGGCAAACUCAGAAAAUGAACCUCUUUCAGUCAAUAACAAGUGCCUUGGAUAACUCAUUGGCCAAAGACCCGACCGCAGUAAUAUUUGGUGAAGAUGUUGCCUUUGGUGGAGUCUUCCGAUGCACUGUUGGUUUACGAGACAAAUAUGGAAAAGAUAGAGUGUUUAACACCCCAUUGUGUGAACAAGGAAUUGUUGGAUUUGGGAUCGGGAUCGCAGUCACUGGUGCUACGGCCAUUGCGGAAAUCCAGUUUGCCGACUACAUUUUCCCCGCCUUUGAUCAGAUUGUCAAUGAAGCUGCCAAGUACCGCUACCGCUCUGGCGAUCUUUUCAACUGCGGGAGCCUCACCAUCCGGGCCCCAUGGGGUUGUGUGGGCCAUGGGGCUCUCUACCAUUCUCAGAGCCCUGAAGCCUUUUUUGCCCAUUGCCCAGGAAUCAAGGUGGUUAUACCCAGAAGCCCUUUCCAGGCCAAGGGACUGCUAUUGUCAUGCAUAGAAGAUAAAAAUCCAUGUAUAUUUUUUGAACCUAAAAUACUUUACAGGGCAGCAGUGGAACAGGUCCCAGUAGAACCCUACAAGAUCCCCCUGUCUCAGGCUGAAGUCAUCCAGGAAGGCAGUGAUGUGACUCUGGUUGCCUGGGGCACUCAGAUGAAGUCUCUUGGUGCUGAUGAUGUUCAUCCCCACCUCCAACUUUAUUCAGGUGUUCAUGUCAUCCGGGAAGUGGCUUCCAUGGCACAAGAAAAGCUUGGAGUGUCUUGUGAAAUCAUUGAUCUGCGGACGAUUGCGCCUUGGGAUAUGGAUACAGUUUGCAAGUCUGUGAUCAAGACGGGGCGACUGCUGAUCAGUCACGAGGCUCCCUUGACCGGCGGCUUUGCAUCCGAGAUCAGCUCCACAGUCCAGGAGGAAUGUUUCUUGAACUUAGAGGCUCCGAUAUCUCGAGUAUGUGGAUAUGACACCCCGUUUCCUCACAUCUUUGAGCCGUUUUAUAUCCCAGACAAAUGGAAGUGCUAUGAUGCUCUUCGCAAGAUGAUCAACUAUUGACCACAGAGAAAACCUGGAAGAUUAUGACUAGAUGUGGACUAUUUUUCUGAUUUUUUUUAUAUUUCCUUAGACUUCUUUCUGCUUACAUAUAAUUUUAUGAAAUGAACUAUCAUGGAUAUUGGCUGAUGAGCUGCAAAUUGCCUAUGGUGUUAAUAUAAGUGGAUUGGGGGACUGAAUGAGUUAAGAGUGACACUUUAAAGAGCACCAUAAGCGGGGGCCUUAUGAUUGCUUCACAGCUAUAAAUAUUGAGUGGUGUUAUAUUCAAUAAAGCAAAAUCACAUCGCCUUAA